Molecule: messenger RNA, 4809 nt
Organism: Chilo suppressalis (striped riceborer)
Lineage: Eukaryota; Metazoa; Arthropoda; Insecta; Lepidoptera; Crambidae
Source: the annotation of a GenBank genome assembly
UCACGUUUUCCGCUUGUGUUUAUUUUGUAUUUUCUUGCAAUAAAUUUUAGUAUAUAUAUAAAUAAAUGAAUUAAAAAUAAAAUAAAAAUUGCCAUCAAAAUUGAUAGAAGUUGAAACUUUUUGACAUAAAAAAAACUUAUGAAACUAAUAUGACAGAAGAGAAGGAAUGAGUAACAAUUCUCAAUCACGAAAGAAUAUUAGAAUUCAUGACCACUUUGUGAAAAAUAAGUGAGCCAACCAUGCCGAUAGUAAUGAGCAAGGAUGAGUGGGACCGCAUCGGUCGUUGGUCCGAGCACGGCAAGGAGGACCCGGAGAUGGUCCGUCGGCGCGAAUACGUCCGCUACUUGGACGCCACUAGCAACGCUAUGACGAAGACCUGGCCAAAUUCCUUGGAGAAUGUGAACAAACGCAACGAGGAGUUAAGGCGCGCGCGCCAGGAGGCGGCGGAGGCGAAGAAUACCAACUUCUACAAGAGAUACGUGCGCCGCAAGCGCGAGGAACAGCAGCGACUCAUGUACAGCGCCAGGGACACCAUCUUCAAGAACAAGGAUGCCCCCAAGUUGUUACUUGGCGCUGUCAUCGAAACUGUUGUGCAAAAGGAGCGUUUGGAGCAGUUGAAAUUUUUGCAAGAGCAACGACAGCGCGAAGCGGAUCAGAAGCGACAAGACGAUGACGAUGUCAUUCGUAGGGCUAAGGAGUGGCACGCCCUAAAUCAGGAGAAGAAAGCAAGGCGCUUCGAUGCCAACAAACGGCAUCAGAGGGAAAUUCUAGACCAAGCCAACGAAGUAUCAGAACGAAACAGAGUCGAGCACGAGACAGAGCUGAACUUUCAGAAGUUGGACAACAUCAAGGCAAAAGAAGAAAUGGCUGCCAUCAAGAAUUUCGAAGAAAAAUUUAAAGCAGCGGAGAAGAGUCGCAUAUGGCGGGACAUGGAGCGGGCGCGGCACGAGAGUGUUGCGCGGCGCCGCGAGCAGCAAGCGCGCGACCUCCUCGACGACAAGCUGAUGCACGUGCUGCUGCGGGCUCGCGCUCGGGUCGAGGCGCGCCGCAAGGAUACCGAGAAGGAGAUUAAAGAAGAGAAGCUGCGGGUCCUUGAGCAGAUCAGCCACAAGUUGGAGUCGGGCGAUGCAGCACGAGACGCCAAGGAACAGGCUAUACUCGACAAGGCCAUCCAAGAGAAGCAGGCCAUCGCCGAAACUCGCCGUCAGUCUGAUGAGCGCAAGAAACAGCAGUUCCGCGAGGAGCGACGCCGCGCCCGCGAACAGUUCCUGCGGGACGAAGCCGCGCGCCUGCAGGACUUCAACACCACGCGGCAGUGGGACAUCAUGAACAGAUUUAAGAAUGCAGAACUCUAUGAAGACUUCCAAGAAGAUUUGCGUAAGGAGAAGGCUCGUAAGAUCAAGGAAUACAGGGAGGAUAUCCUUAAAUUAUGGCGUGAACGUGAAGACCGCGAAGCUCGUGAGAGAGCAGAGACUCGUUACUUCUACGGGGAGCUGGCGGAGAGCAAGCUGCGCCGCGCCGACAACCAGCUGCUGGCGCACGCUGCUGCGCUCGUUGAAGAAGCUGCCAUGCACGAUAGACUCACGAGACCUAUACAGCGCGCCGUGGACCGCUACUGCAAGCUAUAUCGGCUGUACCCGAUGCCGGAGUUGCCGCACUCGCAGCAGGAACAUUUCAAAGAGUACGCCCCAAGAGACUGUUCACAACCAGACCCUGACUAUAAGGAGCCCACCCCACCCCCUUCAUUACAGCCACCAACUGCUGGAAAAACCGCCACUGCAUUAGACGGUGCUAAGAGAGAUGGCUUGCAGGACAUUAGCAAGGGUAAUCCGAUAUCCGCAGCGGGGACUGCCGCCGGCACUGAGCAGCGUAGAGCUGAUGGACUGCAGCGACGGCAGGAUAAAGAUGGAGUCCAGUUGCCUGCGAUUUAAAUCAAAACGCAAAAGUUAACGUGGUAAGUAAGCUGCGACAUCUGCCGGCAGGCGACGAAAUGAAACGAAUGCUUACAAAAUAUUUAUAAUUUAUUCGUAUCAAUUUUACAAGGUGUUUUUAUUCUAUUCACUUUACAAAACUUAGAGAGCGUUUUCGUAUGGCACGAUUGUGACGGUUUGUGACUAGAGAACAAUAAAUUUGUGUCGUGUUAUGUCAAAAUUUAUUAAAACAAUGUGAAUUUUUUAUAGCGAAUAAAUUUUUCGGUUAUGCCCUAAUCUGUGUUUUACUAACUUAAUAAUUAACUUAACUAGUUAAAUUUAGAAGUCGAUAUAAAUCUAGCAAUUACUAAAUUAAUUACAUAAAUCUUUGGUCACAUUGAGUGUAGAAAGUCUUAAUUAUAUCUAAGCGGGUGCCAUGUCGUGUCACUUUAAAUAAUGUUUGUGCGAAAUGGAAUAAAUUGCUUAAACCACAGCUUUCAUAAUACUUCGUUUGCUUUGGCUUACAAUAUUGUCUGUCGUUUCUACCAGUUGAUAUUAUUGUUAUGAUUAAAGCUUUCCAUUUUAAAAGUAUUAAAUUUAUCGUGGUCACAAAUUAAAUAAUACCAACUGAUUUGAAAAAAAUCACCAAAAGCGCAGUCGAGUCAUCUUCAGAAUACCUAUUUUCUCGAUAUUAUAUUCAGAUUAUUUCUUUGGUGUUAAUACGGUGGGUUAACGGUGAAUAUCGUAAUAAUUUUAAUAUAUUUUCUGUUUUAAAUUGAUAACAAAAUAGCAUCCAUGUUCUCCAUAGACACCUGAAUUUAACAAUAUUAAAAAAAAACCAUGAACAUUUGCCAGUCCAUGAAAUUAGCACAAUAUCUAAAACUUUUCCAAUCGAUUAUGAACAUUAUUUCUCUCGUGUUUAAGCAAACAAUCAAUUGGUAAAGCCUGCCAGUAUUACGUCAACUGCGCUGGUGGGUUCGUAUUUGGAAUAAUAUUCGAGAAUGUUCGAUCGAGACUUCGUGUCGCGCUCGCUUAACUAACUUAAACUAACUUGUACUUUCGCGUGUCGAGAAAAAAAAAUAUUUAUAAAACUAACUUAACUACUAAAAGAGAUGGCAUGAAUUUGUGCUACAGGUAAGUAACUAGAUAUAAGCAUAGCGUCGCUAUCAUUUCAAUGAGUCGUGAGUAUAAAUAGGCUUAUUUCAGGAAACACAAAAUCUUUUAUUUUAUUUUUCAAAAGGCUUCAUUUUGUGUCUCCUAUAUAGAGAUUCAUAAUAGAUCCCAGGUAUUUUUAACAAUACGACCUUUUUUACAAUAUUUUAAAACUAAAAUUAAAGUUAUACAAUUUUGCAUACGACAUUUUGAGAUGACAGCGACGAUAGGUAGAAUUACGUGUCAGCAACUGAAAUCUUACUUGAAUACAGAGAAAUGUCCUGUGUGUUUUAAUAUGUGCUCAAAUAACAAAGUGAACUCGUAUUCUAAGUAUAAGAAGAAUUUUAAAAGAUUUGAUGCGGAAAAGCGGAGACUGUCAUGACACUUGAAAUAUAACUUCUACCGGUCAUGAAAUAUUACGCAUAAAUCUUUCAACGCGCCUUAUCCGAUGACGUAUUGAUGUUUAAACAAUUUUCCAUUUUGUGAUCACGAUAGCAGAGUUACUUUUCAAGUGUCAUAACGUUGUGAGCGCUUCUUAACGUGUGAGCUAACACACACUGCAAGCGCAUAGCGUGUCUUCUAAAAUUUCAUUAAAAUUAUCAACAUGUACUUUAUUUAAUUUUUAAUUUUAAUAUAUAAUUAAUUGGACUAUUGAGGUGUAAACCAACUUUUAACUCUAUAGGACAUAGAUGUCGUUUGUAUAAAAUAUAAAUCACUGACAAAAAUACUUUAUAAUAAUCUGUAUCUUAUGGUUUGUAAGGUCGAUAUUGCUAUAUCUAAGGCAAGUUAGGACGACACGUAAUGUCUGUAUGACGAAAAUUUACAUCUCCAAGUCUUCAGCGUUGUAGUAACGCAUGAAGACAUAUUGCUCACACGCACUUUCAACAUAUCUCAUUAUAUAUACUUUUAUAUAAAAAAAGGAAACAAAAUCAUCAGUAACAAUCAGAAUAGAAAACAUGGAAUAGGGGUCCUUCGACUUAAAUUUAAAGCUUAUGGUAAACUAAUAAAUAAAUUAAGUAACAGAAAUUUAUCUAAUGUACGCAAAAUUUGGCACUAAUCUAAUACUUAACGUGGCUUUACAUCGGGAAAUGCAUAAAUUAUAUAUUAUUUAAAAAUGCAUCAUUCACUACGCGUAUAAAUACUCACCAAUGUAAAUAUUAUAAAAAGUUUUCAACACAAACUAUUGAAUAAUAUAUAUAACAUUCCAAGUAAUGCGGUACAAAACCGGACUGUAUAUUGAGCCAAUAAUAAUUAUAAAAACUAAGUAAAACAAUUUAGAGAAAUCAUUACAAUAAUCUAAAAAGAAAAAUACAUCAAAAUUUAUUUUACUAAAGUCGCGGUUGUGUACCUUUACGUCAUAAAUGGAUUGUGUUAUGCAAAGUGUUUUUUAAAAUGUUAUAGUGGGACUUCAGUCUUCAAUUACCAUAUCAAAACAACUAUUUUUAAUUUAGCAAAAUAAAAAGGUUACAAAAGGGCCUUUGAAUUUCAAAAUAAUUACUGUUCUAUGAAAAAUUAAUUUAUAAAAUCAAACAAAUCUAACACAAAUUUAGUCAGAUAACACACUUCUGCAUAACACGACCCAAGUUUAUAAAAAGAGUAACAUGUCAGUCUUCUCGAUAUCAAACCGAGUUUUAAUUUAAAGACGGUAUUCCGUGAACUGCAGUCGUUUGUUCAAGGCAGGUCUCGGGCUAACCCGCGUCCUACUAGCUGAAGUUUGCACAACGACGCCGUUUCUCCUCGAGGGGAA